AUGGCAACCUCAUUACGGGACACUCUGCUCGCUGGGAUUGCCAAAGAACGAGUCACCGACAAGACUCCUCCCACGGCUGGGGAUGAGCUGGAUGCCGACAGAUGUGUACCCCUCCACAAUGUGUUAACACUGUACGGCUGGGUCUCUUCCGGCAAGAAAAUCUCAGAACUGAGGAAGCGAACAUGGUGGAGCACACACGGGACACCUGAACUGGAGAAAAUCCUUCGACCCAAAUUACGGCGAUAUCUGUCAAAGAUCUUCGAGGUGCCGAAUUACAACUUCUUCUACCAUGUUUCCGGUCUGGCGUCGCCCAAGCACAUGCUGCAACUAGCGGAUGUACUUGAAGACGACGACCAUGUGGAGAAACCAGAGGACAAAUACCGAUUCGUGAUCCUAUACAAGACCUCUGAGCAUUUGGUCUCGCAGCCAGCAGGCAUAGUGUUUGACCAGCAGACGAGCAAGGCGAUUUUGAUGCCCACUUAUCAUCAUUUAUUUGACCUAAAAGGUGCUGACCUACCAUGGCAAAACCUGGAGACGAUCUUGUCCGCGUACGUUGACAUGAUCCAAAGCGAGAAGGCUUUGGCCAUACAUGACGAGGCUAUUACCUUUGCAAGAUACUCCACACGACCAUGGAUUCUUCAGCCGUACACUCUGGAUGAUCUGCACGAAUGUCUGGAUACAUGGACGAAGCUUGUCAAAACGAUCGAGCAGAAAGCUGGCAUCAAGCGCAGCGAAGAAGUCGCCCCAGAGGAUGAAGCGCCGCUGGCUUCGAGGACAGCGCUGAACAUCGCCGAAAUCCCGCGAGGGUUUGCGUAUGAGAUCUUGUCCCACGCUCGACAAUCAGAAGUCUGGUUUGUGGCGCCAGGUUUGCGUUUACCCAAAGUCGAAGAGUUCCUGCAACAGCCAUUCAAGGAUAUUCUAAAACAGUAUCCCGAAGAGACCAGAGGCAUGAAAGUGCCCUUCCUUUUCUUGCGAUGUCCUGGAACAGUCAGCGCGAAAGAAGCCAAGUUCAGAUACCCCUUCUCAACAUUAGAGUCCGUACCCUGCGGACUAUACCUCGAUGCAUUCCCCAACGCACAGAAUCCCUUCGAGGAUGCAUGUCGACUGGUGUUACCCAUUCGACUAAGCGACAAGCGACGCUACGCACGAACGUCAGAUGGACGACUACUGUUCAGAAGUCACAGCGACUUGUAUCAGACAGGUAUCAACCCCUUCGUCAUGCGUCAUGGGCCCAAGCUGGUUGCAGUAUUGGACAAUUGGAGGAGGCAAGUAGAGACUGGACACUGGGGUGUCAACGAGAGGGGUGUUGAGGGUGGGAUUGGCGUGUGGAGGCAGGCCGAGACGAGAGAGCAUUGGUGGCGUUAUCAGAGCGAUUCGCAUUUGUUCAUUUAG
Zymoseptoria tritici IPO323 is the source of this 1392-nucleotide messenger RNA. RefSeq lists its product as uncharacterized. The transcript has 2 exons. Lineage: Eukaryota; Fungi; Ascomycota; Dothideomycetes; Mycosphaerellales; Mycosphaerellaceae. Bases 1 to 1392 code for a protein of 463 amino acids. The record is from RefSeq and is a predicted model, not a curated record.